Molecule: messenger RNA, 963 nt
Organism: Aegilops tauschii subsp. strangulata
Lineage: Eukaryota; Viridiplantae; Streptophyta; Magnoliopsida; Poales; Poaceae
Molecular function (GO): protein binding
Source: RefSeq, a predicted model, not a curated record
AUGGCGGCCCAGCUGAGCACGUCCGCUGCGGUGGCGGCGGCCGAUGAUACGUGGUCCAAGCUCCCGGCCGAUCUUCUCGGCGAGGUCUACGGCCGGAUCGUUUCCCCUCUCGACCGCGUCCGCUUCACCGUAGUCUGCCGCUCAUGGCGUGUUGUCAAGUCACGGCAACAGCCGGCGCCGACUUUGCCAUGGCUCAUCUUCUCGUCGUAUCAUGGCGGUGCGAUGCGCGUGUUCUGCCCCAUGGACGGUGUAUCCUUACGCCUUCAGCUCCCGCCCGAGGCAGUCCACAACAGGCUCGUCGGCUUUCAUGAUGGAGGCUGGAUCGCCGCCGCAUCCUCUCGCGACGGUGGUGCUGGUGACUGGCUAACGAUUGUCAAUCUCUAUUCUGGCGUCGAGGCGCCGCUCUCCGCCAAGCAACGCGCCACGCCAUACAUGGACAAGUUAGUGUGUUCGGAGCGCCCCACGUCAAAUCGUUGCAUCAUUGCCGUCACUACGGCCGGGCUCGCGGUGUGCAAAGUUGGAUGUCGCAACCAUAAUUGGUGGAGGUCGAGAGAGCGUAACCAUUACUACGACAUCGCUUUCUACGAUGGGAAGCUAUGUGGCCUACUCCGCCGCAGUCUACAAAUAUACACAAUUAGCAUGACCAAGAACAGCGAUCUGGUGGUCAGCAUCACCUACGAAUUGGACAUGAACCAACUACCCAAGUGUGUGGGAUCCGACGACGUCAGCUACAUUUUCAAGCACGGCGACAGGAUGUUGAUGGCCAAACGAGCCCAGUGGACGACAGUGCAGAACAGGCUUUUCUUCAAGGAUCCGGUGAACCGCACCCGAGUGUGCGUUGGCAGUGCGGUUUCGCUCGACCACGGCGUGGUUCUGUGUUGCUAUUGGCGAGUUGGCGCCGAGGCAUGCGGUGGUGGUGGCGGCACGAGGGACACGGUGGUGGUGGCGGCUCGGAUGCCGUAG